AUGGGUAACGCGCAAUCCGGUCUUCCUCCACUUGGUGGUUCUGGAGGCGAUGAUAAAAAUAAAGACGAUAAAGACAAAGAUAAAAAAAAGAAGUGGGAACCGCCCCUUCCUACUCGCGUUGGUAAAAAAAGGAGGAGAGGACCGGACGCAACAUCCAAAUUGCCAGCGGUCCAUCCCACAACGCGUUGCCGAUUAAAGCUUUUAAAAAUGGAACGUAUAAAGGAUUACUUGUUGAUGGAAGAAGAAUUCGUUCAAAAUCAAGAACGAUUGAAACCACAGGAAGAAAAGGCCCAAGAAGAGAGAACUCGGGUAGAUGAUUUAAGAGGAUCUCCUAUGGGCGUUGGAACCUUAGAAGAAAUUAUUGAUGAUGAACACGCAAUUGUUUCUUCAACCUGGAUGCUCAAUUCUAUUGCAUCAUAA
Diversispora eburnea is the source of this 420-nucleotide messenger RNA. Lineage: Eukaryota; Fungi; Glomeromycota; Glomeromycetes; Diversisporales; Diversisporaceae. The record is from the annotation of a GenBank genome assembly.